Lentinula edodes (shiitake mushroom) is the source of this 732-nucleotide messenger RNA. RefSeq lists its product as uncharacterized. The coding region runs from base 1 to 732 and encodes 243 amino acids. NCBI's taxonomy places the organism in Eukaryota, Fungi, Basidiomycota, Agaricomycetes, Agaricales, Omphalotaceae. The transcript is spliced from 4 exons. The record is from RefSeq and is a predicted model, not a curated record.
AUGACUCGACGGGAAGGUGAAGUGACAAUCAAAGGAAGUAUCGCUUAUGCUCCUCAAAAUCCCUUCCUGCCACCGUUCGCGAAAAUAUCCUGUCGCAUGAAUACGACAGAACAUUCCAUAACAUGGUCGUCGAAGCUUGUGCUCUUGCUACGGAAGUGGGAGAGAAGGGUGCGGUUCUUAGCGGUAGUGUCACUCUUGUCGAAGAAAACAACAACAUCCUCGCUGACGAAAAAUCGUCUGUUACCCUCUCUGAGAAACUUCGACACCAAACAAGCUUCUCCAAACUCAAGCUUGCCGCUCUUCACCCCACUCGCGACUCCGUCUCACACAAAGAGCACUGUAGCCUUAUCAACCUCAUUACCCAAUCGAAUCAAGGGUGUCGUCGCUGGCAGCAAAUAUGCCGUAUGUCAAUAUAAGGUUGCUCGGGAUCGACUUCCCUCAGCUAUCGCAAUCACUCCGGGACCAGGGCACCGACUAUCAGCCCUUCGGCAGAUGAACAUACGGGGAAUGCGAGAUCUCAAUCGUGGGAUGCGGAUGCUUUCUGGGUCGGUGUCGGGUGGGGUACCGAUUGCUACUGGACCGGGAGCUGGUGCAGGACUAUCUAUGUGGGACCUGCGGGACCACCUGGAGGGAUCAUCCGGCGUCAAAUUAAUGACCCUCACUCUCGAUGGAGCCCGAGAACACUUAUGCCCUCUUUUUGUUCCUUCUCUACGCUCUUUCGAUUUGAAGUGA